Messenger RNA from Caenorhabditis sp. 36 PRJEB53466, 2729 nucleotides. NCBI's taxonomy places the organism in Eukaryota, Metazoa, Nematoda, Chromadorea, Rhabditida, Rhabditidae. The record is from the annotation of a GenBank genome assembly.
AUGGACGAUAACCAAACAAUGCCCCAGCUACCGGGCGACUGGUGCUUCAACAUGGAAAUGUGGUUGCACAGUGUGGCCACUGCCAACGUUUCGCUUCAAAUGCGCACCAAAUACGCGCACUACAAGCAGUUCAGGUAUGUAGUAUGGCGUGUACAUGGCGUGUAGUAUGGCGUGUAAGCAUUCAGUCAAAAGUAAGAACACCAAAAAGUAUCACCAUAAUCAUGGGAUCUCCAAAACGAAAAGUCAGCGGAAUUUUGAAUUCGGUCAUCCCAGAGAGGUUAUCUAUUUUAUUUCUGUUUUCAUUUCAGCUAUCGCUACAACGGAUUGCUCACCCUAUCCCUCAUCGGUCUCGGCCUGGUGGGAAGUUUGCUGCUUUUGAAACAGGUUCGGGAAUUUGAAAUGAAGGGGUGACUCAUUGGUGUGAACUCAUUCAGAUCUAUGGAUCCCGGGUCUUCUCAAGGCGUCUCGCAGUUCACCUAGGAAUGAUAUGUUUCUGGGAUAUGCUCUACUUGCUGUGUUGCCUUUGUAAGAAUGGGUCUCAACUGAAAACAACAACAUUAUUGAUUAUUGUCUUGCAGCGACCUAUUGUAUCCCCUCUCUCAUUUACCAAGUCACCCCCAUCUACGGACCUUUCUCCUACAUCCUCUUCUUCCUCCAACCGUUCGCCUCCUUCUGUGUCUCCUGCACAAUCUGGCAAGUCUUCGCCAUCACCCUCGAACGAUACCUGGCCGUGUCAUCGCCAUUGGAGCAGCGGACUAGGAAAGCAAAGUUCGGAGUCGGAUGGAUUUGCUUCGCCAUAACCGUUUGCGCAUUCAUUCUCAAUCUCUUGCCAGUUCCGUUUGAAAAUGAGCUUGUAAGUUUGCUAAUCUCGUUGUUCAGACAAAGAUUAGACUUCUGACUUCUCGGAAAGUAAGCCAAUGUUUCAUUGUUCAGGUGGAUUGUUAUGAAAUAAUCUUUGAUGGAAGUGGUGAACCCAUUUUCCGGAAUCACACAAUGAUGAAACCGUACUAUGAUGACCGAAUCAGAAUAUACAGAUUUUGUAAGAAGCUGUCGGAUAACAACCAGAUUAUAUCCAUAUUCAUUCCGUUUCAGUAGUCCAUUUCUUCCCGGACCUCAUUUUCCGCGCCCCGACUCCAAUCAUCGUUAUUGGAACCCUUACAGUCCGCACAAUUCAGGCGUGCAGCCAGAGAAGUGUCGGAAACUUUCAGAUCGGAAUGAGAUUCAACAGGAAUAUGCCACUACGUCUUUCGGUCAGCUUGACGUGCACAUAUUCUUGGGAAACGUUUCUCUUUCAGCUGCUCAAUUUCAAAUUCAUUCUUUGCAAUACUCUUUACAUGUUCAACACAAUUCUUUUGGAGUUGUUGGAGUAUGGAAAUAUGGAGUGCGUCCCCAAAACGAAAUCGAGUUAUCCUACCGUAUUUUAUUUUCAGUAACGGCGAUUACGAUGGCUACAUCAACUCGUUCUAUCUGACCGAUGCUUCCAACAUGCUUCUCGUUGUCCACAGCGCCACCAACUGGCUCCUAUUCUAUAAUUUUCCAAGCUGCAGAGUAAGCUCAGAGUCCACUGAACAUUUUUCAGUCCUACCUUUCUCACGGAAACGAACUCUCAACGGCUUUGUCGUGGGAAUAAUUAGCGGUUGUCCGGCUUCUUCUCUUUUUUCGGCUCAGAGAAAAUUGAUCCCCUCGUACUGCUCUCUGAUUAGUAGCGCUUACGUGUCUUGUGAAGACAGAUGUAGUUGUGCCGACAAUUAUUUUAUUCUCGGAAAACUUCAGUGAUUCAUGACGUUGAAAUAGACAGUAGUGGGGGGAGAGAAUUCGAAAUACAGACAAACUACAUAAUCAGAAGGUCACUCAUCAGUUUGUUUGUGUUUACAGAAAAAAGACGCUGUCAGUAUGACUUUGUCAACUUCAAUCAAGUACAAUUCCGUCAAACAUCGGGUCGCUGAAUACAUCAGCAAGCAAAUAAAUCCGCUGGCAUCUGCCCUUGGUAUAGAUAUUAUUCACAAGGUAACAACAAGAACAGCGACUAGAAUGUAUUAAAAAGAACAUUAGCAAAAACAUUCUCGAUUUCAAUCUAAUGACGUUUUUUACAGCUUUGUGAAGAGAUGCCCGAGGUUAGCGAAGCGGUCAGAGGCAAGUUGGAGAAGGAAAGCGAGCAGCAGGAGCGAGAGACUCUUGUCGGAUUGGAAAUCGGACAUUUCAUCAGAGACGUCUUCAAGUGGUUCGCAGACCGCAACCGACGAGUCUCUCGUAAGGUCAUCUACAAGCAGUACACGGACGCGGCCCUCAAGGCUAAGAUCAACUUCAAGCCGAACCAGUGGAAACUGAUCCGAAGUACAGUAGUCGAUACAAUUGUCACGUACAUGGCUGCAAGUGCAAAAGAAGCCAACGGAAAGAAUGUUGUAUUUAGUGGGAACGACAUUGAGGAGUGCGCGACGCGGGUGUUCAACCAAGUGCUCAGCGAGAUGAGAAGCGGUGUACUUUGCGCAUCCGUCGAGGAAAAACUGAAAGUACGUUCUACCAUAAUCACUAAGAUCACAUGUUUACGUUUUCAGGCGUCCCGUGCUGAUCGCUGUUCAUACACCCGUUCGAACUCCACUACAACGGCGGUCCCAGUCUUCCGUGACCCACCGAGAAAGUCCCAAUCGGUUUCUAUGCGCUUCCAGUACUCGACAUCAGUGGAUAGUGUUCAGCUCAAUGAACAGCAACAACUAAUACACCAUGUAUAA